UCGCUCUCUCGUUACUCGUUUCCCAGCCAGAGAGAGAGAGAGAUUGAGCUUCAACAAUGGGGGUUAGGGCACGGCCCAAUUUGAGCGGCGAAGCCGAAGACGACACCAUUCCGCUCAUGAUUUCGAAGCUCAAGACGGCGUUUCUCCCCGCCGACUUCCAACGCGCCGAGCGGGCCUUACUCGCCAGAGAAUCCAAUCUGAGGCGAGAAAUCGAGAAGCUGAAGAAGGAAAACGCGAGGCUUCUGGAAGACAACCAAUUCCGGGAGCUGGCGAUGCUGAGAGUGGAGACUGAUUCGAAAGGUGUGAUCUUUGAGCAGAGGAGGAAGAUCAGGGAGCUGGAGACGCAGAAAUUGAAGCUCGAGGCGUUGGUUAAGAGCGAGUAUGAAGGAUGGAAGGGGCUGAUUUCGAAGCUGGAGGGAGAUGCGAAGAAAUUGAGCGGCGAAAAGGGUGUGGGUUUCAGGAGCAGCAAUGUUGGUGUGGUGGUGAAAUUAGAGAGGGAGUUUGGUGCUAAUGAAGUUGGAGGCGUGGCGUCGAGUGCAGGGAGCUCGAUUCUCAGUGAAGGAAAUGGAGGUGUCAAAGUUUCAGGUAUUCGGAAAUCUUCAUCUGAAGAUGCUGGUUUGAUUGAUAGACAUAAUGAGUGUGCUCCCAGGGAAAUCGAGAUGCUGUGUGAGAAUUCUGAAAUACAUAAAGGCACUGGAUCUUUGGGUUUGACUGGUGUAGAAAGGAAGCUAAGGGUUCUUAAAAGAAAACCAGCGUCAUCUUUAAGUGGUAGUGAUGAUGAAAACAGGGGUGGCAAUUUUAAGAAAGAUAAAAACUCAGACAGUGAGAUGAAGCAACUCCAGAAGUUGAGCAUUCAGCCUGAUGGUCCUCUUAUCAAGCAAUGCACAGAAAUACUUGAUUUUUCUGGUAGUAAUGACUCUGAAAUUCAAAAUUUACCAAGUCAUGAGCAAGUGAACUCAAGGCAAUCUGAAGAGAAAAUUAUGGCAGAACAGACGUCACAACCUUUUCUCAAGGCUCUUAUGGAGGUGAGUAGUGCUUUUGAUAAUGAUCCUCAUGCCGAUCUUAGUUCUAGUUGCAGUUCAAGUUCCUCUGACUCUGAAGAUGACUGUCUACUACUAUCUGCACUUGAUGAUAUUAUGCCAAAAGCCAAAGCAAGAGAGGGGAGCUGUUCUGUCUAAUGAGGGUAAAAAGAUGAUGUAGAUGAUUGACGAAAAUUGUAGUUCUGAGUGCAAGAAGCUAACAAGACAUACUGGGAGGAGGUUCAAAGAUUUAGUUGAAGAAAGGGGAUCAUGUCUUUCAAAGUUGUUACAUUGACUGCUUACCAAAUACUAUGAGGAGCAGUGUCGAUGACAGCUUUUAACUGAGGCUUGGCUCCUUUUACUGUAAGUAGAUAGCUAGAUAGAUAGGUCCAUGAUGUAGCAUGAGAAAAAGCCGAUGGUUUCUUCUUAUCACGUAGUUCAUUAACAUUACCACCGGUAUACCCGUAUGCUGCUGUUUUGUUGGAACUAGCUGAUAUGAGUAUAACAAAACCGGGUAUUACAUCUGGUCAGCCAAAAGAUGUUGCUCCUAUCUGUUCACUUAUUUCCAUUUUCCAGUUAUUAUUUCUUUAGCUCUUCUCUAUAUUCUUUCUGCUA
Messenger RNA from Rosa rugosa (rugosa rose), 1634 nucleotides. RefSeq lists its product as uncharacterized. The record is from RefSeq and is a predicted model, not a curated record. The transcript has 3 exons. The coding region runs from base 57 to 1178 and encodes 373 amino acids. NCBI's taxonomy places the organism in Eukaryota, Viridiplantae, Streptophyta, Magnoliopsida, Rosales, Rosaceae.